Molecule: messenger RNA, 3721 nt
Organism: Silurus meridionalis
Lineage: Eukaryota; Metazoa; Chordata; Actinopteri; Siluriformes; Siluridae
Gene: plcd4b
Product: phospholipase C, delta 4b
Exons: 16
Coding region: 311-2545 (744 amino acids)
Biological process (GO): lipid metabolic process; intracellular signal transduction
Molecular function (GO): phosphatidylinositol-4,5-bisphosphate phospholipase C activity; calcium ion binding
Source: RefSeq, a predicted model, not a curated record
ACAGUAGUAAUCAAUGGGCAUUUACAAGAGGAAAAGCUGCUGACUCAGAGAUGAGUAAAAAAAAGAAAAAUGGGAGUGGUGAGGAUGGAGUGUGAAGGAAAAGGAGGAGGGGUGAAGGGAGACUGCAGAGAGAGGAAAGUGUCACUGAGCUCACUUAGCACUCUCAGCCUUCUGUAUAUGGGUGUGUGUGUGCUCUCAGACAGAGUCUCCUUGUUUUUGUGUUUCUCCAACACAAAUUUGACUCACUUUCCCCUUCCAACACAACUGAAUCAAGAGGGUGCUGCCUGAUUGGAUGCUUCAUAUUUGAGAAAUGGAAUGUCCAGAGAAAGACUGGGUUCAGAAUAAUGUCAAUCUUGACAUCAUGAAAGCUGGAAGUGUGUUGAGAAAAGCAAAGUCUCGCAUGUGGAAAGGACACCGCCACUACAAACUGCUGGAUGAUGGCAAGACUGUCAUGUACAAAUCCAGCUGGGCAAUGAACUCUUAUUCAACCUUCUCUGUAGGUGAUGUGGAGGCAGUCCGAGAGGGCCAUCAGUCUGAAGUGUUCCUUAAUAUGCCAGAUGAAUUCCCCCAAGAAUGCUGCUUCACGCUGGUGUUUCGUGGCCGCCGUGCGAACCUGGACCUUGUGGCCUCAUCAGAUGAGGAGGCUCAAGCUUGGAUUCAGGGAAUACGGAUGCUCAUAGAGAACCUGCAAACCAUGGAUGAGUGUGAUAAAUUUGACCAAUGGGUCUCUGAUUUGUUUAUGACAGCGGACAAAAACAAAGAUGGAAGGAUAAGUUUUAAAGAGGUUAAAAAGCUGCUGAAGAUUAUGAACAUAGACAUGAAUGAGCUCCAUGCAAAUGCUCUUUUCACGAUGGCUGAUCUAAACCAGACAGGCAUGCUGGAUGCAGAGGAAUUUGUCCACUUCUAUAAGAUGCUUACACAGAGGAAUGAAAUUCUAGAGUUAUUCCAGGAAUACUCCAGUAAUGGACAGGCACUUUCACACUGUGACCUAGAGGAGUUCCUUAGAGAGGAGCAGCUGGAAGGCGAGAGGAGUUAUGAACAUGCACUUGAGCUGAUACAGCAAUAUGAACCUUCAGAUACAGCUAAAACUCAUAAUGUCAUGUCAGUUGAUGGAUUUCUGAUGUACCUAACCUCUGCUGAAGGCUCCAUCUUCAAACCAGAAAACCAGAAUCUUUAUCAGGAUAUGACACAGCCUCUCAAUCAUUACUUCAUCUCCUCCUCCCACAACACAUACCUUUUAGAAGACCAGCUGAAAGGACGGAGCAGUGUGGAAGCAUACAUCAAGGCUUUGAAACGAGGCUGUCGCUGUGUGGAGGUGGACUGCUGGGAUGGCUCAAAUGGAGAACCCAUUGUUUAUCAUGGACACACUUUCACAUCCAAGAUUUUGUUUAAAGAUGUCAUCUCCACAGUGUCAAAAUAUGCCUUUGAGGAAUCGGAAUACCCACUUAUUUUGUCAAUUGAAAAUCACUGCAGCAUUGAGCAACAGACAGUCAUGGCUGAGCUUCUGAAGAAUAUCCUUGGGGACAUGCUGCUGAAGACUACAUUCAAUGGAAAGUUGCCCAGUGUGCUGCCAUCACCAGAGGAACUUAAGGGAAAAAUCAUGUUGAAAGGAAAAAAGAUUGGGGAAUUGGCAGAGUGCUCAGAUGUUGACAAUCAAGAAAGCAGUGACAUGAGCGAUGAAGAUAAGGCUGUGGACAAGGACAAUCAGGCCACAGAGAAAUCAAAGGAGAAUCUAUCUAAGGAGCUUUCAGACCUUGUCAAUUACUGCAAGAAUGUUCAUUUCAACAGCUUUGAGCAUUCACGGGUCCACAGCAAGCCUUAUGAGAUGUCGUCCUUCUCUGAGUCCAAGGCACGCAAACUUAUCAAAGAAGCUGGAGCUGACUUCAUUCAGCAUAACAUAAGGCAUUUAAGCAGAGUGUAUCCUAGUGGCCUGAGGACAGACUCUUCAAAUUACUGUCCCCAUGACAUGUGGAAUGCGGGAUGCCAAAUUGUGGCCUUGAAUGUCCAGACAGCAGGACUGGAGAUGGAUCUUAAUGACGGGCUCUUCAUUCAGAAUAACCGCUGUGGAUAUGUUUUGAAACCCGAGAUCUUGCGCAACAGUGAACAGUGUUUCGAUCCAGAGAGGCCCACCGACCGGAACGAUUACUGUCCUCUCAGCUUCACUAUCCAGAUAAUAAGUGGCCAACAGCUCCCGAAAGUAAGCAAAAAAGAUUGGUCCAUCGUAGACCCAUUGGUAAGGGUGGAGAUCUAUGGUGUAUCUCUCGACCAGACACAGCAAGAGACCAAACACAUUGAGAACAAUGGAUUCAACCCAUACUGGAAUGAAACAUUACAGUUUGUGAUACAUACGCCUGAGCUGGCAUUAGUCCGCUAUGUUGUGGAAGACUAUGACAAGACGUCCAGGAAUGAUUUUAUAGGGCAAUACACAAUCCCCUUCUCCUGCAUUCAACCUGGGUAUCGUCAUAUCCAUCUUUUAUCAAAAGAUGGCACUAGCCUUUGUCCAUCAUCUUUGUUUGUGCAUAUUAAAAUUAAAAAGGCUUCUUAGACUGUUUUGCAGGAACAUAGCAUGAUAGAGGCAUUGUGGCGAUGCACUUGGAAAUGCCACCACCCUCCAGGAAGCUGCCUGUAGUAAUAUGUGCUGUUGCAUGUGAACACAUUUUAUACACUGUAGUGCAAUCGCAUUUUUGCCCUUUGUAUAAAAUAAUGAAGAAAAAAAAGGCGGCUUUGUAUUCAGCCGUCAAACUUUUUGAGGUAAAGAUUAAAAUAUGCAGUGUAUGAACAUAAUAUUUACCUGUUAUAUUGAGGGCGGUAUUUUGCAGACAUCGUUGUAUUGUUCAACUUGUUCCUUUUGAGGGAACAGUCACUGCAAGUCAAUACAACAUUCUUCUAGUGCCAUCACCUAGGUAAAAAAAUGUCUAUUAUGAAUCUAUAAUUAUCAUUUCCAAGAUGACCCUAUCUAUCUAUCUAUCUAUCUAUCUAUCUAUCUAUCUAUCUAUCUAUCUAUCUAUCUAUCUAUCUAUCUAUUUGACCAAUAAAAUUAUUCUAUCAAGUAUUAAAAGUAUAACUCAAAUUUUAGGAUCAAAAAAUUUAAAUAUGAAAUCAUUUUGUAUGAAUUAAUACUCUGUUCCUCUCAUGCACUGCAGCAUUUAAGAAAUAAAAUGUUUAAAUAUACAGUAGUUUAUGGUAUUAUUGAAGGAAAAGGGGGAGAAGAAGCCAGAGAGAGAAACAUGUAAGAAAAAAGUGGGUGGUGCCUCAAAGUCUUAAAUCCUUACUGAGAUAGAGGCAGAGGAACAACUCGCUCUAGAGAUCCGAUUACAUUCCUCCAGGCAGAAAUUGAGAGACAAUAACAAUAAAGUAGACCUCAAAAACUUGGGAUGGGUUAGUAAUAUUAGCCCUUCUCAAGUUAUUCACUCCUUUUCAGCAACUUCACAUCUUACAUUAUCCUCAGACCUAAAUUUUGACGUCAAAACAAUGGUUUCGCUGGACCAAUUUCAUUGAAUAUUCUCUUUAAUAAAUAUUUUGCUUAUGUUUGGACUGUUUGUAGUAUUGUUCAAGAAUUCUUACAAUCUUUGCAAAAGUACAUUCUUAAAUGACCUACACUGUAGUCACAGAAUUAUUGCUGUAAAUAUUGUUAAAUGUUAUUUUAAUAUACCGUUUUAAUUAUGUUGUUUCUUCAACCUUGUGUUUUCAAUAUAAAUAAAUGUUUGCUGUAUAAAUGUCA